Molecule: messenger RNA, 3008 nt
Organism: Lytechinus pictus (painted urchin)
Lineage: Eukaryota; Metazoa; Echinodermata; Echinoidea; Temnopleuroida; Toxopneustidae
Product: beta-1,3-galactosyltransferase 1-like
Exons: 1
Coding region: 1060-2265 (401 amino acids)
Cellular component (GO): Golgi membrane
Molecular function (GO): hexosyltransferase activity
Source: RefSeq, a predicted model, not a curated record
UAUUCAUGAGGAAUGUCUUCCUAAUGAAUAUACAUGAGUCAUGAUAUUACCGGUCACCGAGUAAACCAAUGAAAUGUCAGAGCUGUUUCGUCUUGGGUUCGGAAUACUAUAUAGUAGUCCACUAUUCUGCAGGGGAUUCAUUUAAUUGCGGGACAAUAAAGGGGAUAUAACCAGCAAAAUGCUACAAGUAGUGGUACUACUAUUACUACUACUACUACUACUAUUACUACUACUGGCCGUAACAGACCCAUCACCGCCCCGAAACUUCCCGGGUGAUACUGCUCAGCCGCUGGUCAGACUCGAGUCAACUCCCAGCAACUCCACCCCAGCUUCCCUCACUGCACUGCACAGCGGAGAUCGAUAAUCGACGCCCCGGAUCGACCGGUGGAAUCGCAUGAAAUAUUACAUUUUUUCCAUAUCCUGUGGGUAGAUUUACAAAGACAUUUCGUCCUUUCAGUGCAGAGUUAAUUUCAUCGACUUGCAAAUCCUUAAAUCGGUCAAUAUUCAGCGUUUUAGAGGCGUAUUCAGUGCUCUUUGAUAUUUCGUCGUCACUCUUCGCCAAGAAUCCAAGGGUCGCCAUUCAAGAGGAGCUCAUGAAUAUUUAAUAUGACGUCAUAGCAGCUCGCGCUCUCAUUGGAUGAUUUUCACCGACCAGUUUUUGGUCGGUGAAUUGGUAAAAACAAUGAAAAACAAAAGAAAGUCGGUGAAAUUCGGUACAGAUGUCCAGAGGCCCUGUCUCGCGGCGCUCUGCUUCGCUCUCUCCCGUGCUUUGCCAUGUUCGCUCGGAAAGCAGCCGACAGGGCCUCGACAAGAGGCUAGAAAUUACGUAAUCAUUUGAUAUCUUUUGCAUGUAACCCUUAAAGCGUACCCUCAUUUUUUCAGCAUUUGAAAAAAGACAUUAUUGCAUACUGCAUGCAUACUUCAAUUAUUGGCGUGUAGUGUGGCUCUGUGCUCUGUUGAGUCGCAAUACUUGAUACCGAUGUCUACAUACUUCCAUAGGAACAUUCGAUUAACCAAACUUUUCGAAACGAGGCGAGAAAUAACCUCGAUUCGGUUACCAUGACUCGGUUUUCCAGGGCAUGUAAAAGACUAUUUGCUGCAAUCUUGUUUGUCUGUCUUUUGACGUUAUGUUUUAUUCUCAUUGGAUCUGUUCAGAACUGUUCAGUUCAAAUCAACUUGACUUCGAAUGAGACAUCGCAACUUCGCAAAACUACUUUAUCUUAUUCUCACACAAGUCACCAUCAGCCUGCAUACAGAUCAAUUUGGAGUGAGACAAUAGCAACUGAUAAUCUCACAAAUCAUCUGCCACUUUCCAACAACUCAAUUCAAAACACCGAACAAAAUGAAGAGGGACACCAGGAGGAACAUUUAGAGGAACCACAGACAGAAACUCUUACUUGGCUCAAAGGAACACAUUGGGAGUCAAAGAUUGAUUUGCACACAUACAAAUAUCUGAAUAAUCCCCACGAUAAAUGUAACUCCAAUGGCUUUGUGAUAGAAGGGUUCACAUUGCUUGUUCUCAUAAAAUCGGCACCUAAUAAUUACGAAUUGAGAGAAACCAUCAGAGAAACGUACAUCCAAGGAACCCUAAAAUACAACAUUUCGAUCAAAGUUGUAUUCCUUCUUGGAUUUCCAGCACAUGGUGAAGCAGACCAAAUGGAUAUCAACAAGGAAGCGAACAUUAACGGGGACAUCAUCCAAGAAGACUUCAAAGACUCUUACUAUAAUCUUACCAUUAAGGACAUGAUGGGACUCAAAUGGACUAUGACGUUCUGCAAUAAUAGCCACUUCGUGCUGGUAACCGAUGAUGAUGUCAUGAUUGAUGUCUUUACCCUUGUUGAAGAUUUGUCACAUGUUUACCCAGAGAAUCAAUUCGUACUAGGAGAGCCAACAUACGGUGCUGCUCCAAUCAGGAACCCAAUUCAUGGUACGUUAAAGAAGUUCUACACACCACUUUCUCUGUACCCCAAGACCAGCUAUCCAACAUACCCACAGGGUUAUGGGUACAUUUUUUCAAUAGAUGUCGUACCUCAAAUUUUCCAAGCGUCCAAGGAAGUGCCCCCUCCAGUGCCUUGGGAGGAUGUCUACAUCGGUGUUCUCCUUGAGAAAACCCACAUAAAUAUCAUAGAUAAGUUUUACUGGUAUAGACAACGACACCCUGUCAAGGAUCCUCUACUUCCAAUGAAUGACUACUUUAUGAUACAAUUAUCCAUUGCCCAAAUGAAGACAAUUUGGAAUAGUGUUGAGAGUGCGUUCCUUAGGUAAACCCAUACGUGGUCCGAUACUCUGUCCUGAAAUGAAUAAAAUGUGUAAUUUGCAAUUGAUUAUCUUUAAUUACCUUAAUCCAUCGUUUCAUUGAUCUUUGUUAACUUUAUCCAAGUUAUGUAUCUAUUUGAGAUGUAACCUUUUAAAACCGAGUGUUCCCAUAUCUCUAAUAUGGGAAUUAAUGAAUUCAGGUGUAUUGCAGUCAACUGACAAAAACGUUCAAACGCGCAAUGUAUGCAUUUAAUACCAAUGUUGCUUGACACAUUUUCCUCAACCUCUCUGAGAUGAUUCUUCGAAGAAACUUAAUUUUGUGUAAACGAAAAACGUAAUAUACUAAGUAUACCAGAAAACUUAGUGUAUUUAUCAUCUUCUACUAUAAUCAACUUCCAGAUAAUCUAAAUCAUGGAAUCUGUUGCGAUUACUGAAUUUCAUAAUUUCAUAAAAUUGCAUUAUUUAUUGGAUUCACUUAAGAGUUCGUUGACACGAAACCAUCAUCUUCUGCACCUUACUUAUAUCUUUGUUUCUACAUGUAUAACUGACAUUGGUUGGCAUCCAAUCAUCCCCAACAUUCCUUACACCAAAAAAAUUGUGAUGUUAACCGGUGUCAGGUAUUUUACACCGGUGAUACAUUCGUCCCUUAGUUGUCAUCUUAACACAAUUUGGUGUCAAGUUCAGUCUCGAGGGUUCAUGUUCUGUAUUGUAGGCUGUGGACCACAACAGAGUAAAUCGAAAAAAAAAUGUAA